Molecule: messenger RNA, 2353 nt
Organism: Cottoperca gobio
Lineage: Eukaryota; Metazoa; Chordata; Actinopteri; Perciformes; Bovichtidae
Gene: fam53b
Product: family with sequence similarity 53 member B
Exons: 5
Coding region: 379-1611 (410 amino acids)
Biological process (GO): positive regulation of canonical Wnt signaling pathway; protein import into nucleus
Cellular component (GO): nucleus
Source: RefSeq, a predicted model, not a curated record
UAGGAAGGCCGCUGUCACUGCAGACCUGUUAGCGUGUGAUGGAAAGCCUCGUCUGAGGGGAACGUCCUGCAACGAUCUUCCCCUUCGCAGAGAUUAGACCUCUCAGUUUGUCAUGUGUGUUGCUGUCCUGACCCAGAUAAGGAGCUGUCGGCCCACAGAAGCAAAGAGACGCCAACUCAUUCCAGAUAAUGGCGGCAUCGUUCCGGAGGUGAUUCGGGUUUUAAACGUUCGAAAGGACUGGGCCGAGGAGUAAAGCACAUUCCUGAAGGUUUUGAGGGGUUGCUGUCUUAAGCUUACGAAAAACCUGCCUGCUCACACCAUGCCCGUCAAGAUGGCCGCUAGCUUUUCUUGCCCUCACUGGACCGACUUGGGACAAGGAUGUGUGUUGCCAUGGUGAUCAUUUUCAAGAAAACACUGGAAAAGAAGGGCGCCGACGAUGUAACAUCCAAAAGUACAGAUUUGGGCCCGUUCCAGGCACAGACCAUGAGCCAGGGGACUGCACUUUUCUCCUGUGGACUUAUGGAGACGAGCCGGUGGUGUGGACUGGGUCACAGCUGUGCCAUACAGCAGCGGCCAGUUGGGACCAGCCUGGAGAGCCUGUGGGACGUCCUGCCUGAGGUGCACAAGAGUUCUGCCCACUGGGAUUGGGAUGUUGGCUCCACCUCGACCACAAUCACCAGCUUGUUGCAUGACCUCAGCCUGACUGAGGCUGCAACCUCGCACUCCACUGCACCCCCCAGCAAGCGGCAGUGCCGCUCCCUGUCUUGCUCAGAUGAGCUCGGUGGUUGCCGCUCUACCUGGCGCCCUCAGGGUUCUCGUGUGUGGACAACUGUGGAGAAGAGGAGGUGCCACAGUGGAGGCAGCGUCCAGCGCGGCGGUGUGGGGCACGCGCAGCUCGGCUUCCCGGCCAUGCAACGCAGCUCCAGCUUCAGCCUGCCCGCCCGCUCCAACACCCUGGAGCUGCCCUGCUUCAACCAGCAUCUCCCCUCUGCCUUCACCGAUCUGACGCCUUCCUCCUCCAUGACCCUGUCCUCGGCGCAGCCCUUCUACCUCUCUCACGAACAGAUCUGCCUCCCUGAGCUUCGUGGACCCUCCUCACCCAGCUCCCCUGACUCCACGCCAGAGCUGGAGCGCCGUGGCGGACAGGGGGGUCUCGCACGUAGUCGCUCACAGCCGUGCGUCCUCAAUGACAAGAAGAUCGGCGUGAAGCGCAGAAGACCAGCAGACUCGCAGAAACAGAGGCCUUCUUUGGACCUGGCCAAGAUGACCCAGAAACUUCGGAAUUUCCACAGCCUUAGCUGCCCUGGAAUCACAGGCGAAGCCGGCUGCGAGUCAAGCCAGGCCCCGCCCCCUCUCAGGAGCACCGCUCAGGGCGACACCGACGACUCGUCAGCUAACGAACACGGCCCGGAGGACGUUCAGCCUUGGACCAAAGGUGGCGAGAUCACCGGGAACGUGCCGUCUGACCUCACGAUCGAGGAGGUGGACUGGAUGCCGGGGACGACCAAUGGGAAGGACAAUGAGCCUCUGUGGGCGGGGCUGUGUAGCAUGAGGAAGGACGUGUAUCAGCUUGGAGGCGAGCUCGACAUUGAGCAAAUUGAGAGGAACUGAGCUGGACUGUCUUCCUCUCGGGGGGACGCUAAUUUAGAGGCCUGAACGUUUAUCACCAGGUGGUACAGUAAACAGUACUGAUAGUCUUAAGGACAAAGCAAGUGGAAAGCUAAUGCAGUGAGCGAUCCAGCACUUGUUUGUUUGUUUUCUAAAGAGCAACAUUGGGCUGGAGCUCAGUGGGCUGAACACCCAUUUUUGGAGGCUCUGAGUAGUCAGAAGCUUUUCUCACACUGUGCGUUAUCUCAACGGUGUCUCAGGAGAACAAGGAAGCCGAGGAAGGCGUAUUCAGGUGGAGAUAAUAGAACUGAUAAAUAUAAAAAUGAUAUAUUAAUGUUGGCUCAGAGACUAGGGUCUUUAACAUUUCUCUGUAACCCUGAUUACCUUCAUUGUACUACGUUUGGAGAGAAUUCACAGCAGGUUUGUAUAAAUUCUCUGCACUAGAAAGAGUGUCCGUUCCUCUGACGUCCUUCAAUAGUACACGACGGACAGAAAUGAAGACUACUUGGAGAGCGCCGUUAGUAAAGCUGCCUUUCACUCUUACUGAGCAACAAGCUGUAAAGUAUAUUGAAGAGCUUAACAUUUCACACAGUAACAUCAGGCUUCUCUCUGAGAUCUCCCGUUUUGUGUGAGAAACGUUGUGAUGCUAAUAGCGUUAAUAUUCUUUCUUUUUACGAUUUGUAACUACAAAGUUAUGUAAAACAUGAGCAUAUUUCUAUACAAAUAAAACACAGUUUUAAAUGUG